CAAAUUCAGAGGUGAGACGGUGGGCUGGCGGGGUUCGCGAACACACACGCUCAAAAAUAAAAUAUCGGCGACGCCCUGCCAGUUUUGACGUGUCGUGUGCUCAACUUCCACUCUUCUUCCGACCGUCACCCCUCCACCUCUCCCUUCGUCAUUCUCAUUGACCCUUCUCCCUCUGCCUUGUUGCAGUCGAGUUUCAGCCAACGAUCUUCAACCCGGCUAUCGACAGAGGAGAAUAAUCAUGACGGAGUUCUACGACGAAGAAAAGGCCGGCAGGCUGCACCCUGACGAGAAGGAUGUCAACGUUGAUGUUGGCAGUGCUCAGGGUUCUACAGAGGUCGUCAACGAGGUCCCGGUCCAGAGCGGCGGUAUCCUCGACACGCUAUGUGGAUGGGAAGCAACCCUGGAUCGAAAGCUUGGUAUCGAGUCUCAAGCCAUUCGUCGCAAGUUGCCUGAAGAAAAGGUUCCUCAGAAGUGGCACAACCAGGCAGUCAUGGCCCUGCUUUGGAGUGGUGGUAUCAUGAACUUGUCUUGCAUGUCAACAGGGUUCCUCGGACCCACCUGGGGUCUCACCCUCGGCCAGAGCAUUUGCAUCACGAUCUUCGGUACUUUGCUCGGAGCCAGUGUUGCCGGUUGGUGUGCUACCCUUGGCCCUGGUACUGGUCUUCGAUCAAUGUCCAUCACUCGCUACAGCUUCGGCUGGUACCCCACAAAGCUCAUUGCUGUCCUCAACAUCAUCUCUCAAGCUGGCUGGAGUGCUGUCGGUUGCAUCACUGGUGGUCUUGCCCUUACUGCUGUAUCGGAUGGCAAGGUGUCUUCCGCUCUGGGUUGUGUUAUCAUUGCUCUUGGUAGCAGUGUCAUCAACUUCUGCGGUCUCAAGGCCAUUCUCUACUACGAGAAGUACGCGUGGUUCGUCUUCUUCAUUGUUUUCAUGAUCAUGUACGGCAUGGCUGCCCCCCAUGCUGUCAACAUCGUCGACACUCAGCUUCAUGGCGCCAACCUCGCUGGAAACGUUCUCUCCCUGUUAUCAGUCGUGUACGGUAGUUCCUGCUCCUGGGCGACCAUUGCCGCGGAUUACUACGUCCACUACCCUAUCAACACUUCCAAGGUCAAGGUCUUCACUCUCUGCACUCUUGGCAUCAGCAUUCCUACCUGCAUUGGUAUGGUCCUUGGAUGCUGUGUCGGCACUGCCAUGCAAGUCGACGACGAAUGGAGUGCUGCCUACGAAGACGGUCUCGGCUACCUCAUCCAGAAGAUGCUCUUCCCUCGCGGUUUCGCCAAGUUCAUUCUUGUCUUGCUCGUGCUCAGUGCUGUUGGUAUGAAUGCGCUCAACCUCUACUCAUGCGCCUUGUCAAUCCAGCAGUUUGCACGUCCUUUGGCCAAGAUCCCUCGUACCUUCUGGGUUCUCGUCGUCUUUGGUGCUGUCACUGCUAUUGCUGUUGCUGGUCGCGAUCACCUACUCGAGUACCUGGAGAACUUCCUGUCUCUGCUCGGAUACUGGGGUACCUCCUACUUCGUCAUCGUGUUCCUCGAGCAUUACUGGUUCCGCAAGGGUGAUUUUGCAAACUACGAUCUUGACGGCUGGAACACUCCUUCAAGAUUGCCAAUUGGUCUUGCCGGUCUCUUCGCUUUCCUUAUCGGUGUCGUCGGUUGGUGUCUCGGCAUGGUCGAGACUUGGUUCACUGGCCCUCUCGCUAUCCUCAUUGGCGACAGCGGCGGUGACAUUGCCAACGAGCUUACCUUUGCCUUCACUCUCCUUACGUACAUCCCUCUCCGCCACCUUGAGCUUCGAUUCUUCAAGAGAUAGGCAAUUCGCGCAUAUGGUUUGCAGCACGGAGAAUGACGUUGGACGAAUGAUCUGUAUAUAUGCGAUUUGCUUGGUUUUCUUUGCGGUUUGCUUUGGCAGGAAGACAGGGCGAUGCUUCUGAGCCUGAGUCUUGAUACCCAACUCAAUCACUCUUUCAACAAUCAACAAUGAAGAUGAACACCGUGAUACACUGCUCCGUCAUGCAUUUGUC
Aureobasidium subglaciale EXF-2481 is the source of this 2015-nucleotide messenger RNA. RefSeq lists its product as uncharacterized. Gene Ontology annotation, cellular component: plasma membrane; fungal-type vacuole membrane. The transcript has 2 exons. Gene Ontology annotation, biological process: transmembrane transport. Gene Ontology annotation, molecular function: transmembrane transporter activity. The record is from RefSeq and is a predicted model, not a curated record. Bases 239 to 1804 code for a protein of 521 amino acids. NCBI's taxonomy places the organism in Eukaryota, Fungi, Ascomycota, Dothideomycetes, Dothideales, Saccotheciaceae.